Molecule: messenger RNA, 565 nt
Organism: Prorocentrum cordatum
Lineage: Eukaryota; Dinophyceae; Prorocentrales; Prorocentraceae
Source: the annotation of a GenBank genome assembly
CGCGGCCGGGGGACCGCGCCGGGCACCAGGUCUCAAGCAGCGAGGCCCCCGCACCUGCUGGCGAGCGGCAUCGCCGGCGGCGACGGCUCCGCCCUGGAGGCUGCCUGGAUCCCGUCGUGGUUCCCUUCCGUCGCCUCGGCCCCGCGCGAGGAGGGCUCCACGACGGCCACCACCGCCUCCGCCACGUCGACCACGAGACGGCGACGAGCAGCACGCUCUCGUCGGCCAGCUCCGCCACGUCGACCACGCGCAGCGACACGGCGACCAGCGGCACGCUCACGUCGACCCUGGCGGCCAGGCCCGUCGCCUUCACCGCCACGCCGAGCAGCGACUUCUCGCGGGCCUGCCUGCGGCCGAAGCCCGAGGGCUGCUGCAGCAUCCGGGACCGGGGCGAGUGCCUGCGGAGCAGGGACGGGCGCGCCAUGGGCAGCCUGGACGGCAGGAGGACUCGGAUCCGGGGGGAGCCGUGCCUCUGGGACGGUGCCUCUGGCGUGUGCGAGGCUUACGACUACGUCGUCAAGGCGGACGCCUUCAACGAGUCGCUGGCGCGCGCGAGCUACGAGGU